UACAUCAGUCAUGGUUACAUGUUGUUUGUUCCGGCAUAAAAUUUCGGCGGUUAUUUUGUUGCUUGUUUUCCUUUGUCCGAGCAAUGAAAUUCCAGUACAAAGAGGACCGUCCGUUUGAAAAGCGCUUAGAAGAAGGGCAAAAUAUACGUAAAAAGUACCCUUCCAGCGUUCCAGUUAUUGUUGAAAAAUCGCCUCGUGCACGUGUUGGUAAUCUAGAGAAAAACAAGUAUCUAGUUCCUUCGGACUUAACUGUCGGACAGUUUUACUUCCUUAUUCGUAAGAAAAUCCAACUAAAUCCGGAAGAAGCGCUAUUUUUCUUUGUUAAAGACAUCAUUCCUCCAACAAGCGCUACUAUGGGUGCUCUCUAUCAGGAACAUCAUGAUCGUGAUCUCUUCCUCUACAUUGCAUACAGUGAUGAAAGUAUAUACGGAUCAGUGGAAGACUGCAUAUCUUCAUGAAAAUUCAAUAUUGGUCAAGGUCCUAUUUUCAAAAGUUUAUUGGGUCUGUGUUUCUUCCCACAUCACUCUACCGAUAUAUCUAUUGUUACCACACAUACGCAACAUAUGAUCAGUCAUUUCCGUUGAUUUUUUUCAGUCAUGUUUUCUCUAAAACUUACACAUUGUUUUAAGUAUUCAUCUAAUAACAUUAAUAAUUAUGUGUAUUUCACCUUUUUUUCUUGUUAUUUAUUAAGAGUUAUUAAGUGGAGUUCGCAUUUUGUGCAAAACAGUUAUUGUGAAUGACAUUCAUUAUUUUCAUUUUCAGUAAUUUGACUGAAGACGAAAUACAUUUUGUAAAAGCGUACAUAUUAGUUCUUUUUUGGCUUGUUUGAUAUGAGUUCGUCAUUUUUUGGAUAAUAAGGUUUAAUGUACGUGGUGUUACAUAGCAUUAUUAUGACUAGCUAACCAAUGGAGUUCUGUUGCGAAUCAGGUUCUGUCAGUUAAGUCAGUAGUUAUGUUAUUUUUCAGUGUUGAUUGAAAUCUAAGUCUGUAGGGGUUAACGAUUGCUUUUGGUUUCAAUGUAGGAUUGUAAGGCUUCAUCGGUAUAAGCAGGUCACAUAAAGAGAUUGGAAGUAUCCUUAAUCAAUUGUGACAUUAGAGUAUCCAUUUCGUAUGAGUGAAUAAGUUUAGAGGUGCAAUGUAAUGAUAGUAGGUCAUUUGAUUAAUUAGAGAUCUUCAGGAAUCAUCAGAGAUAUACCAAUAAAUAUUAAGCCAUCAUUUAUUUUAAUGUAUGAUAAUAACUGACUUCAAGGUUAGAUGAGCGCAAUUUUGCCUUUGAAACAUGAAUUUAGUGAGGUAAUUGAACUUCACUACUACUGGCUUCAAUUAUGUAUUUAUUUAUUUGAAGAAAUUAAAACAAUGACUCCAUGUCAUCAAUAUGACUUACAGGGU
Molecule: messenger RNA, 1388 nt
Organism: Schistosoma mattheei
Lineage: Eukaryota; Metazoa; Platyhelminthes; Trematoda; Strigeidida; Schistosomatidae
Source: the annotation of a GenBank genome assembly